Messenger RNA from Scheffersomyces stipitis CBS 6054, 1112 nucleotides. RefSeq names its product protein transporter YIF1. Bases 3 to 1007 code for a protein of 334 amino acids. NCBI's taxonomy places the organism in Eukaryota, Fungi, Ascomycota, Pichiomycetes, Serinales, Debaryomycetaceae. The transcript has a single exon. Gene Ontology annotation, cellular component: Golgi membrane; endoplasmic reticulum membrane; endoplasmic reticulum-Golgi intermediate compartment. Gene Ontology annotation, biological process: endoplasmic reticulum to Golgi vesicle-mediated transport. The record is from RefSeq and is a predicted model, not a curated record.
AAAUGUACAAUCCGUACGGAAACGCCGCUGCUGAUUUGCAGCAGAACCUGCCUCAACAGAACCAAUACCAGUUCCAGGCUCAGCAGAGAUCAGGUUUACAACAACAACCAGCCAACUUGCAAUAUCCCCAACCCCAACACCCUACCUUCCAGCAGAACCAGUUUGGCUUACAAAACCAACAACACCAACAAAACCAACAUCAACCUCCUGCAGCAGGUGCUGCCAACCCAAACGUCUACGCUAACUUUUUCAAUGAUCCGGCUACGUCGCUUGCUUCUCAGUUUGCGCGCAGUGGAUUCGAAUCUUCCAACCAGUACUUGCAACAGAAUUUCGGUUCCUUCAUUCCAGGUACAUCCGACCUCAAAUACUACUUCCAGGUCAGUAACUCGUAUGUAACCCGUAAGAUCUUGCUCGUACUAUUCCCGUACAGAAAUAAGAACUGGAACCGUUUAACCAGCCAGGAGGCUACCGGUGACCCUUCACCUAACGGCCAGACUCUGUAUGCUCCACCAAGCCACGACGUGAACGCCCCAGACUUGUAUAUUCCGUUGAUGUCGUUUGUAACGUACAUUUUACUCUGGGCUGCAUUCCAGGGAUUGAACGAGAAGUUCCAUCCCAAGUUGUUUGGCUACUUGGCCUCGCAGACGCUAGCCUUCUCUGUUGUAGACAUCGCCUUCUUUAAGAUCGGGUUGUACUUAUUGAAUUGCUCGCAAUCCUCGAUGUGGGACCUUGUCGCAUUUUCCAGUUACAAAUACGUAGUCAUCAUCGUCUUGUUGUGCUGGAAACAUCUCGUGGGAAACGGCUGGGUUUCCUACUUCCCCGUAGUUAUUGUAUUGACCAUCAACUUAGCUGUAUUCUUGAUGAGAUCAUUGAAGUUCUUGGUGUUGCCCAAUUCCAGUGCCACUGCAAACAGUGUCACCGUGAACCAGAGAAGAAUUAGAGUGCAGUUCUUGUUCGUCUACUCGGUCAUUGUCCAGGGUCUUAUUAUCUUGUACAUGAGUCGGUAGGAGAUUUUUCGAAAGCAACCUGAUCAUUACAACACAUUAACUACUAUUCAUGGUCUUGUUUAGUAUAUAGAUGAAUAAAUAUUUAUAAUAAAAAAUCCUUAAUAG